Messenger RNA from Sardina pilchardus (European sardine), 2142 nucleotides. It is a transcript of the gene crls1, whose product is annotated as cardiolipin synthase 1. Gene Ontology annotation, cellular component: mitochondrion; membrane. NCBI's taxonomy places the organism in Eukaryota, Metazoa, Chordata, Actinopteri, Clupeiformes, Clupeidae. The record is from RefSeq and is a predicted model, not a curated record. Gene Ontology annotation, molecular function: cardiolipin synthase (CMP-forming) activity. Gene Ontology annotation, biological process: cardiolipin biosynthetic process. Bases 368 to 1615 code for a protein of 415 amino acids. The transcript is spliced from 7 exons.
CCUUCAAGGAAAACACGACCAAAUGUACUGUAAUGUUUUCAUAAAUAGUCUUGGUAUGGUCCUAACAUAAUUAAGUGUAUUAAGUUCACGAUAUUAGUUGUGAGAGUACUUCAUCAAUUAUAACAGUAAUUUACCGAGUGUUGUUGACUUGACGAAUGCACUGUCGCAAAACCGAACGAAACGGAAUACGGCAAGAUGGAACACGUUGAGCGGUGUGGUUGAUGGUCUUCACAUUCCACGAAAUAUGAAGAAAUUAUGCAAUUGUGUGUCAGACACAUCUCAGAUAAGUAGCAUACAUAAAUUAACGUUAAGUCGAUGAAGUUUGUUAACUUGCAUAGUACGUUUGGCAGCUGGUUUAGAAUCGGAUAUGUUUUUGGCAGUUUGCAAAAAUAAUUUGUUCAGCUGUGUGAGGGGGCACGUACCUACCCUCAGCUGUAGUAUUGCUGUCACUCGUUGCCCCAAACUGUUCAAGGGUGUGCUAGCAGAAUGGUGUCAGAAAACGCCCUCGAAGGCGAGAACGGAUCUAAAUUGGCACCAUCGUUUAAAACAAAAAGUUUGUGGUCUUGGACAAUGGUGGAGGUUAGCGCACAAUGGCAGACUACAUGACCGCAAGCCAACUUUCCGCGACGAGGGUAUUAUUGGUCACUGUCAGGGCCGCCCUCGACCGGUCUCAUUUACACCGCUGCCAAAAAAUCAGGAAAGUUGUAUAGCAUUGAAGGCAAGGACACACAAUCUCACGUCUUCGACUUGGCGGUCAAAACCUUCAUUGUGUAACUAUAACCUCCAGUUAUUCGAUUCCACUCGUGUUUUCAACGUCCGAGUUCCACUUGCAAGUUUAUCUGUUCACUCUGGAGCGAGAGCUUUCUGUUGUCCCCGUCCAAAGAAACCCAUUUUGGACGAAGAGCUACCUGUAAGCCCAUCUCAACAGGAUUCAAGGGAAAGUGUAUCUUUUCAGCAAGAUGCAAAGCCUCCAUCCCCUCAUCACGAACAUUUUCAAUUCAAAGAAUUGUAUGAAAACCCAUGGACGAUACCCAACUUUCUGUGUAUGGCCAGGAUUAUGUUGGCCCCAGUAUUGGGUUACUUGAUAAUCGAGAGCUACUUUCACAUAUCACUUGGCCUUUUCAUGUUAGCUGGAGCUACUGAUUUGUUGGAUGGCUGGAUUGCACGUAACUGGCCCAGUCAGAAGUCUGCUCUAGGAAGUGCUCUGGAUCCUCUUGCUGACAAGAUCCUCAUCAGCGUUCUCUAUGUCAGCCUGACCUAUGCCAACCUCAUCCCAGCCCCUCUUACUGCGCUGGUCAUCGCAAGGGAUGUGGCCCUGAUAGCUGCUGUUUUCUAUGUCCGAUACAAGACUGUUCCACCCCCAGUCACGCUAAGCAAGUUCUUCAACCCCUGCUACACCACCGCUCAGCUCAAGCCCACGUUCAUUAGCAAGGUGAAUACGGCUGUUCAGUUGCUUUUGGUAGCAGCGUCCGUGGCCUCUCCGGUCUUCCACUAUACAGACAGUCUGCUGCUGCAGUCUCUGUGGUAUAUCACAGCGUUGACAACUGUAUCAUCUAGUUACAGCUAUUACCAUUAUGGUAGGAAGACUGUUCAAAUAUUGAAUAGAACCAAGUAAUUGUAUUGUCAUGGAGACAACUUUGACUUGUAAGCAACAGCAGCUGGGAAAACAUUUGGAUAACCAGGCUGGGAAAUACUCGGAUUAGACGUUGGAAGCGAAGACAGUCUUGUCCUUCACCCAUGAAGAUCCCUGUAGGUCUUUUUAUAGUACAAAUUGAUUUGCUUACUGCAGAACACAGAAUUAUUUUUUUUUCAGUGUAAUGACUAGUAACUGUUCACCUGAGCUGAUCAACUGAUUGGUCUGCUACUCAUUUUUUUUAAAUCCUGUUUUGGAUCAUCCAUGGACAUGUUUUCUGAUUAAAACAAACUCACAAAAUCAACACAAAUCACGUCUCACUUACAUUUGUCAAUGACCUGUUUGUGUAGACAUGCAAUCAAUGUUAUCAUUUUUUUUUUUGAGUUAUGUACUUCUUGGGUUCAUUUUUAGAAGAAAUAUGAGAACAAUACUCAUGACUAUGAGAUCUCAGGAACACUGACCUUCAAGGUGAUCUUUUCCACAAAAAUAAAAAUGGAUAAUAAAAAUUG